Molecule: messenger RNA, 333 nt
Organism: Penicillium maclennaniae
Lineage: Eukaryota; Fungi; Ascomycota; Eurotiomycetes; Eurotiales; Aspergillaceae
Product: Spo12 family protein
Exons: 3
Coding region: 1-333 (110 amino acids)
Source: RefSeq, a predicted model, not a curated record
AUGGACUCCACAACACACACUCAGCCUCUCGCGGACCGCGACACCAACACCCACCUCGCCAAUGCCAAUAUCGACAAGUCAGACAUGAAGGCCGAUCUUUCAUCAAUGGACCAGCACCGUCAGACACUGCAGGGGAAGCUCGACAGUGAUGAGAAGCAACCCACUGCCUACGUGUCUCCGUCCGACGAGCUCAUGAGCCCGUGUACCAAGAAGCUCAGUGAUAUCAAGGGCAAGCGAUUCAAGAACGCCGGCAAGCCCCAGUCGCUGUUCGCGAAACUUGGCAAGAAAAGCUAUGAGCAAUCAUCGGCAGAGCAGAACCGAGCGACCGAGUAG